Aplosporella prunicola CBS 121167 is the source of this 3687-nucleotide messenger RNA. RefSeq lists its product as uncharacterized. Gene Ontology annotation, cellular component: cytoplasm. The record is from RefSeq and is a predicted model, not a curated record. NCBI's taxonomy places the organism in Eukaryota, Fungi, Ascomycota, Dothideomycetes, Botryosphaeriales, Aplosporellaceae. The transcript has 6 exons. Gene Ontology annotation, biological process: regulation of GTPase activity. The coding region runs from base 95 to 3364 and encodes 1089 amino acids. Gene Ontology annotation, molecular function: guanyl-nucleotide exchange factor activity.
CGUCCGUCUCCAACCAGCAACGUUAACAUUCAUGCCUCGUCAAGAGCUUCUGCUCACCUCAUGAUUUUUCGUUUGCUUCCUCGGCCAAGUCGCUAUGGCAUACGUGCUCUCGCUGCCUCCGCAGAGCCCGCUGAAACGGUCUUUCAGCGAGACGCCGUAUCUUCGCUCGACAUCCUCGUCUCAUGACUCCCUUAACACGAUCCGACGUUGCAGACCUAACAAUGUAUCGGCUACCUCUCUCAUCACUUUGACCUCGGUGAAAGCCGGGUCGUGGGCCAGAACGAAUGAAAAUGCUCCUCCAAAGUCGAGGACCACGUCAUUUCUUGACCUGAUAAGCGAGCUUCCGCCCGUCUGCUCUGUUCAUAAUGAAACGGAAUACUUUCCGGAAAAGCCUCUGCGCCCUCACGAUAUCCCGCUGCCACCGUCUCCUUUGCCCCCAACGAUAUGCUUCGAAGUUGUCGACACACCACAAACCGAGGAAUUUCCGGAUAUCUCUUUGCCAGAGGCGCUGGUCCCGGAAGUUGAAACGGAAUCAGACUCCGACUCUGUGGAAUGGCCUAUUGUGAUUUCAUACGCCUCGAAUGGAAGCAGCUCUGCCUCCAGCAUUACGACAGACCAAGGAGAAAACUAUGACGAGGACUGUGACGGGGACCAUGACGGGGACCAUGAUGAGGGCCGUGGUGAAGACCGUGACGAGGAUCUGGAAGAUUCCUUAGAUGUGGAAAGUCCAGAGAAAAUUGCACCAUUCAGGAGAUGGGUCAGCACACUGAGACGCCGCAACAAGCAACGUAGCAAGGAGCUUUCUUCAUCUUCUCGUCGCUGGACGCUGGAUGGGUCAGGAGAUGAGCCAACAAAGAAAAGAGCACAUCGCGAUGCAAAGAUAACCGCGCACAAGAAAUCCAAUUCACUGACCUCAUCCAUGGGGUUCGUGACAGCAGUCAAGUCCGCAUCAAUCACUUUGGCUAGCACCAGCAUUGCACCUUUGACCCUCAUUAGCACUAUGAACAGCCGAAGCAAAGGUAGCAACCAUGGGAGCACGGUCUCCGAUGCUAAGUUCGUGGCGAAAAUGAAUUCCACAGGCUCCACCCAACUUAUGGACGAGCGUGCUUCGGAGCGGGCCAAACACCGUCGCCGGACCCUAGAGGAGAUAAUAACAUCUGAAGAAGGUUACAUUGGUGACAUGAAGGUCCUCGUCAAUGUCUACUUGACAGUAUUAGCUUCAACACCGGCGGUUUCAUCUCAAACUCGAUUGGCAAUCCAUCGAAACGUGUCCCAGAUCCUUCAACUGCAUGAAGACCUUCUCGGAGAGCUCCAUCGAAUUGUCCCGAAUCCUGAGUAUGUCCAUGAUGACAGUUCGUUCGAGGUGGUCUCAAGGCCAAAGCACGUGCGGUGGCAGAGUGUUGACAUAGUGCCUGGACGCAAGACGGGUAUCGCUGUAAGUCGUCGGCAACAGCGUCACUCUAUGGACAUAUGCCAAACCCCUGAGCCUGCGCCGGUGGGCUUGACGGCGGACACCAAGACCGUGGCAGAUGUUGCUGGCAUCUUUGACAAAUUCAUGAAACGGUUCUUUGCGUAUGAAGAAUACAGUUCCAAAUUUGAAUCUGUCAACCAAGAGCUGGAAUCCACUUACAGGACCAUUCCCGCCUGGAGUGCGUACGAAAGAGGGGUCGAGGCGCUGUCUUGUGCUGUGACGUCCGUCAACAAUAAAGAAGCAAGCUGCAAAAAAGGCCUCACCUUGGCGGAUCUCCUUAUUAAGCCAAUCCAGCGUCCCGCUAAAUACCCUUUGUUCUUCAGCGAUUUGCUCAAACAUACUCCAGUUGCCGACGACCCGGUCGCCCAUGCGGAGUUGGAGAAAGUCUACUACCGGUUGAAGGAUGCAAUUCAGGAGAUCAACAACGCCAAAGAUGACCCAGUGACUAGGAGACUUAUUGAGACGACUUGGUUGCUUCAAGAUCGCUUGGUGUUUUCCACAGAGCAAAUCCUACCCCACGCUCUUCUGACGAGGUUACUCGGGCAUGUCGUGCUUUGUGGAGUGUUACACGUUGCCUAUCAAACGAACGAACGCGUUGAAGGCAAAUACAUGAUUUGUAUUCUGUUCAGGUCCUGCCUUCUUCUUGCAAUCACGGACAAGGGAUAUGCAACUUACCAUGUUGUCGCUGCGAUUGCACUAGGCAACGGAAGUAUCGAACAGCCCAACAACGGUCGAGGCUUACAAUGUCAUACUGCUCUUUUCACAUGGAAGCUCGUUUUCGAAGCAGAACAUCGGCUUUUUGAAAUAAUUUUGAGCGCGUGUUCCGCGCAGGAGGAAGACGUUUGGAAGAAAAUUUUACGACAACGGAUUGCAGCAGAGGAUAGCGACCUCCUGGAGGGCAGGUCAACUGUACAGGAACUCUUUUCCUCACUCACCUUGAACCUAAAGAACAUUGGACCCGCCUUUGGUCAGCCAGACAGCUUUACACGCCGGAUGUCUAUCAAGCGUGCUGGUACAGUUGGACCGAAAACUAAUCUCAACCAAGUCAUAAUCAAAAACACUGAAGCCCAGAAGAAGCCGCUAACUGCGCAAUCAACGGCUUCUCUCCCGGUUGGUCGUUCACAAUCUCACCUCUCGACUUGCCUCGUUCCCACGCUUGCUCCACGGAGAGCUGAAAGAGUGCGGUUAGAGACAGCCAUCUGUGAUGUGUGGACAAGAGACGCUCUUCCGUAUCCCGGCAUGAGCCCUAGGAGAGCAGAGAACCCUAUCAGAGCAUCAGCAAACUCUGUCAUGCGCAAACUUAGCAUGGCAAGCAUCACCAGCAACUUCUCCAAGCGGUCUGGGAGCUACGCUAGUCUCAGUCAGCUCCGCAGAGAAGACCAUCCGAAGCCAUCAAAACGCCCUUCGCCACCACUUAGGAAGGCUUCUCUCCCGUCCACUCUCCGCCGGCCUGUAUUUGACUUUCACAAGACGCCGACGACUUUCCUUCCUGCCGAUUUUGAGCUGAAAGCAACAAACAACCGGCGUAGAAGACAAGCAAACAGGGCGAUGGUCUUUGAGCGGGCAACCGAACACAUGGUGCUACCGAUGGUACCCGCCGUUGCAGUAACUCCUUCUCCUCCAGAACCGACCCCAACGACGAUUACGCCGAAGCGAUCAGCGACAACAUUGAAUGGACUUUCUAACGUUAAUGGUUCUGGUGAGGUAGUUGCGAAACCGGCGAAACCUGAAGUGACGGUGACAAGCGUGCAAGAGCAAGAGAUACGCUUGGCAGUGCUCAACAAACCUUCUUGCAAGCCUCGCACACGGCGGUUCAAGUUCUGGGCGCGGAGCAAUGAUGCUCAGAAGACGAUACUGGACCAGCCAAAGAGAAUGGCGACACCUACUUCGUAACAGCUCAGUUAUGAUUGUUCUUCUUUUUUUUGGGCACCCCAGACGUAACAAAGGCAUGAUAUCAUCAAAAAAGGGGUGACAGUUGGGAGGUUGACCAGUGCUUGGAAGACGGUUGGAUGCGCAUCUUGGCUGUGGAAGCAGUGCAGAUCAUACCCCUGGCACAGCGUUUUGGCAUGCGGGAAUACGGCAACCAUGCAAGGUACCCGUACUUGUUGGAGGGGUGUGGAAUGAAAGCACGCACGCUCGUUUUCGUGGGUUCUUUUGGAAGUUGAGUAUUGGAUACAAGGAUAGGUGUAGGGAGCAAACAGAAGCAUAUCACUGCG